Messenger RNA from Melanotaenia boesemani (Boeseman's rainbowfish), 1095 nucleotides. RefSeq lists its product as uncharacterized. The transcript is spliced from 6 exons. The record is from RefSeq and is a predicted model, not a curated record. NCBI's taxonomy places the organism in Eukaryota, Metazoa, Chordata, Actinopteri, Atheriniformes, Melanotaeniidae. The coding region runs from base 1 to 1095 and encodes 364 amino acids.
AUGUAUCGCCAUCCUACGGUUCAGUAUGCGGAGCUGGGUCUGGGGGGAAAGUGGGGACGUUUAGUGGUUUGGCUGUUUGGUAUAGAGUGGACGACCCCACAGAUCAGCCUCCAGCUGUCACAGUGGUACUCACUGUGCCUGACCUGGUCUCAUACAAACAACAAACCUGCCCUAUAUGUUAAUGGGAAACCAAUGGCGGUUACGCCAGCUUAUUACACAGACACAUCCUUCACUUCCCCUUCAUGCUGUAAACUGUCUCCCAACGGAUCGCUCACGCUGGGCGCGGGACACACCCUCAUACAAGGAGAGAUCCAGAUCAUUCCCUUUAGUACCAUGUUGGGCAAAAUAUCCUUGUUUCGGAUUUGGGGAAGAGAGCGCAGCAAACAAGAACUGACAUCACUGUACUGUACAGAGGGAGACCUAGUGAAAUGGGAGAGGGACCACUGGGACACAUGGUCAUGUGACCCCCUCACUGACUCCAGCUUGCAAUGUGAAUGGUCCAUCUACAAAGUGAGACUGCUGUUUGCGAUCAUCCGCCAUGAUAAGAACACCACUGAACUCUACAUAGCCAGAGACAUCGCACAUCACUGGGUAAAACUAACAAAUGUCAAAUUUUACUGCCUGGUUCAUAUUAAUGUCAUCCCCAGCUUAAACGUGGCAACUGUACAGGAGGAGACGUACAUAGAUCUUACAAUCCCCUACUAUCACCCCAGUGGUCUGCUGCAGCUUCUGGCCGACACCAGCAGCAUACACACCACCCCUGUUGAAAGUUUCCCUGAAGCAACCACCAGCCCUCCCGGUGUAGAGAUAGCAACCUCUCUUGUUUCAAACCCCACCUUUACGACCACAAUAACGCCGUCUUCUUUCUCCCCUAUCACCACAUUUAACACCCCAAACACCAGCAUGAAAACUUCUACUAGUGUGGCCACGGCCACCACCUUCACCACAACUCCUGCAAAUGUAUCUGAACUGUAUUUUGAGGUUAAGGUGAAUGUAUCCAUAACAGGAGAAUGUGACCCACAAGAGAUCCUUCCCAUCUGGGUGUGUCUCACAAAACAGCUAAACAGAUCACAAUUCAAGCUUUAUGUGUCUUAA